AUGGCUGUCGAUAUGGAAUCACAUCCUCUGAAAGUCACGAUCAUCGGAGCGGGUAUAGCUGGCUUGACUGCAGCGCUUGCACUCCGCAAACAAGGACAUGUCGUCACGGUGCUUGAAAGAUCACGAUUUGCAGUCGAGACUGGCGCUGCUAUGCAUAUGGCGCCGAAUGCCACUGCACUGUUGGAAUGGAUGGAUGUUCAUCCCAGUGAGGUUGGGGGGACCCUCUUGAGACAGAUGCGUCGAUUUGAUCCCGAUGGCAAUCUCAUACAUACCAAAAUAUUUGGACCUGAAGACAGAAGUCAUUGGCAAACUGAAUGGUACCUGGUGCAUCGCGUCGAUCUCCACAACAAGCUAAAGACGGAGUCGGUAUCAACAUCCAGGCCUGGCGUUCCUGUCAAGCUUCACUUGGCUUGUAAGGUAACCGACAUUGAUCUAUACAAUGCUAGCGUCACGCUGGUGGACGGUCAGAGAUUCGAGGGCAAUCUUCUUCUCGGAGCAGACGGUCUCCACUCCUUCACACGGAAACAGCUUGUUGGCGAGAUCCAGCCAUUCGCCGUCGGAAAGUCGGCCAUGCGCUGGCUGGUGCCAAAGGAGACGCUUUUGGCCGACCCAAGGACCGAUCGAGUGUCGAUCGAGACUCCCGGUGCCUUUGUCGAGUGGUCGGCUCCUGAUAGACGCUUGGUCGCGUAUCCAUGCUCCGAUGACAAGAUCAUGAACAUGUGUGCCUUUGCUCCUUCAUCAGAAUUUCAGGAUCCUGAUGCCUCAGGCGAAGAUUCAUACAACACAACAGGCAAUAGAGAUCUAAUGCUUCGCGCUUUCAAGGACUUCUGCCCUGCAGUUCAGGCAGCUAUGGAGAAUUCCGGCGACAGUCUCAAGAUUUGGGACAUGUACGAUAUGAAGACUCUACCAAAAUGGUGUGAAGGCAACUCUGCUAUCAUCGGUGAUGCCGCUCAUCCGUUUCAACCUUACAUGGGUCAGGGUGGCGCCAUGGCGAUUGAAGACGCCGUCUCGGUGGCUGUCCUCCUUCCACUAGGAACAUCAAAGCAACAGAUUCCUGAGCGCUUGCGACUUUACGAGAAGUGUCGGAAAGAGCGAAAUGAGACUGUAUUGAUGUAUACUCGCAUGAACGGCAGAGACGAGGGCGACGACUCUGUGAGGAGGAUGACCGCUAAAGACUUAGUUGACUGCAUGACUCUGUGCGUGAUGCACAAUGAGCGCAAUUCUUCGCUGGAAGCUUUGUCCAAAGUUAUUGCAGUCUGA
Aureobasidium subglaciale EXF-2481 is the source of this 1260-nucleotide messenger RNA. RefSeq lists its product as uncharacterized. Gene Ontology annotation, molecular function: monooxygenase activity; FAD binding. Lineage: Eukaryota; Fungi; Ascomycota; Dothideomycetes; Dothideales; Saccotheciaceae. Bases 1 to 1260 code for a protein of 419 amino acids. The record is from RefSeq and is a predicted model, not a curated record. The transcript is spliced from 8 exons.